Messenger RNA from Melampsora larici-populina 98AG31, 261 nucleotides. RefSeq lists its product as uncharacterized. Bases 1 to 261 code for a protein of 86 amino acids. The record is from RefSeq and is a predicted model, not a curated record. The transcript has 2 exons. Lineage: Eukaryota; Fungi; Basidiomycota; Pucciniomycetes; Pucciniales; Melampsoraceae.
AUGGUAGAAACCUUCAUCAUGCAAACCACUUUUGAAGAUCAUAAACAUUCUGCUUCUCAACACCACAAAGGUGAAGACCAUAACAUUACAAAAAAAGAAUCAGAAAGAUUAUCAAAGAAUGAAGAAAGACGUGAAUUAGGUCAACCAACUGAAGGUGGAUCUGCUGGUAGAGCUCAAGUGGCUAGUAAAGAUCCUCAAGACUUUGACACCAAACGUGGUGGACAGGGUGAUCAUCUACCUAACACGAACCCUAUCAUUUAA